Molecule: messenger RNA, 1474 nt
Organism: Lindgomyces ingoldianus
Lineage: Eukaryota; Fungi; Ascomycota; Dothideomycetes; Pleosporales; Lindgomycetaceae
Exons: 2
Coding region: 171-1241 (356 amino acids)
Biological process (GO): transcription initiation at RNA polymerase II promoter; transcription by RNA polymerase II
Cellular component (GO): transcription factor TFIIF complex
Source: RefSeq, a predicted model, not a curated record
CUUCACUCACUCCCACUCUCCCCCAUCUUUACCAUCAACCACGGCCGCCCACGGCUACUCACCGCAACCUACCGCAACCCGCUGCGGUCCACCUUCACUAAACGUAGAUUUACAACGCCAUCUACGCGCAAUAACAAUCUUGAAUUGGCUAAUACAACACAUUCACUUUCAUGAUGAACGGCAUCAAAGCCGACCCCGACAUCAAGAUGGACCCCGAUGCGGGUACCCCCUCCGGCAGCGGGUACAUGGAUGAUGAUUUCUACGAGGACACGGGCGAACUCCAGCUCCCAUCCAGAGGUGUCGACAAAGACGUCUGGUUAACGCGCAUCCCGAAGUGGCUGUUCGAGAAGGUGUCUAAAUGGGACGAUCUGGCCGACAAUGGGAACGACGACGAGCAGGUCGUGAUUGGGGAGAUCAUGCUGCUUCCAGACCCACAACGCCCAGGCGCUGCGAGCAAAACAGCGCCGAUGAGAGUGUUCCUGAGUGAUAAGUGGCAGGAGAAAGCCAAGGUGCCGCGUGCCUUUGAGCUGACGGGGACGAAUGCGUCCGCGGACCAAAUGGGGAAUACAUACAUAUUCACCGAAAAGGACCUCCCAGGGUACAGGCCAAACGGAUACGGUCAGGGCAAAAUGAGCGCUUCGGUAGGCUUUGGAAUACAAGACCCGAAAGCGAGGAUUCAGAAGCGCGGCAAGUAUCGCAAGGCAAUUCCAAAGCACACAGCACUCCUCGGCUCCUCAACCCGCGAAUACAUCGCAAACCCGAUCCACACCCCCGAGUUCAACGCCUUCGCCCGCGUCCGCGCCCGCCACGCCAUCCAAGGGGCUAACACAAAGACCAACAUCAUUGACGCUGUCGGCGACCACACAUCAAAUCAACACGUCCAGAAAAUGUUCAAGACCUUCAUCAAGCCCGCCACAGCCCCGAAGCCGCAAAUCAACAAGGCCGCUCGUAUCCCCAAGAACGAGCUCAUCGAUCUCCUGCAUUCCUGCUUCGACAGAUUUGCUUAUUGGCCUAUGAAGGCGUUGAAAAAGGAGACCAGGCAGCCGGAAGCCUACCUCAAGGAGGUGCUAACGGAUAUUGCGGAUCUUGUCAAAACUGGCACGUUUGCAAGUUGUUGGAGAAGGCAGGACAUGUACAACAAGAAUACUGCCCAACAAGUCUUGGACAAGCCGCCGGAGAUGGACGACGAUGUUGGUGGCGACGACGGAGACGAGGAGAUGGAGAUGGAAGACGUGGUUUGAUUCCAUCAUCACACCCACUUGCCCUCCUUGCUCCAUACUUUUUGUGAUAUUUCUUUUGCUGAUUUAUUGGGUAUUCAUAUAGGAAGUUGCAUUAGCGCGGCGUUCAGGGACGGGACAAAAGUCCUAUGGUCUGCUUCAAUGUUACGUGCCUAAAUGGUGUGGUGAUUUUUCUAGGCUUUUGGCCUGUAAAGCAUCCUUUAUGCAGGUGGCAAGAUAAUCAUUUGUCUGAGAGC